Molecule: messenger RNA, 2580 nt
Organism: Cicer arietinum (chickpea)
Lineage: Eukaryota; Viridiplantae; Streptophyta; Magnoliopsida; Fabales; Fabaceae
Product: transcription factor MYC2-like
Biological process (GO): regulation of DNA-templated transcription
Cellular component (GO): nucleus
Molecular function (GO): transcription cis-regulatory region binding; protein dimerization activity; DNA-binding transcription factor activity
Source: RefSeq, a predicted model, not a curated record
UCACACGUCACUCUUUGGUUCAUCCUUCAAAACCUAAGAACCCAACCCAAAUUCACUCGAAAUAAAUCACCAACCAAAUGCACCACUCUCAUUAGUUAUUACCCUUAUCUCACUCUCUAUCUCUUCCUCUCUCUCUCUCUCUCUCUCUAUCUCUCUGGGGCGGAACACUUUCUCAUUUUCAACAAACAAACUCUCCUUGAGUCACAAAACAAACUUUCAUCGCCACAAUUGCCAACAACUCUCACUCUCUCUUCCUCCGCCGCCACCGUUGCAUGGAAUGACAGACUACCGUUCACCGCCUACAAUGAAUAUCUGGACCGACGAAAACUCCUCCGUCAUGGAAGCCUUCAUGAGCACCUCUGACCUCUCCUCUCUCUGGCUUCCAACACCGCAUUCCGCCGCAUCAACCACCACACCACUCACCGACCCGACCCGAACUCAAACACAGCCUCUCUUCAACCAAGAAACUCUCCAGCACCGUCUUCAAUCAUUAAUAGAAGGCUCGAGAGAGAGCUGGACCUACGCAAUUUUCUGGCAACCCUCUCACGACUAUUCCUCCGGCGCACCACUCCUCGGUUGGGGUGACGGAUAUUACAAAGGCGAAGACGAAAAAGAAAAAGGGAAAAAAGUAAUCAAAACCACGUCGCCUGAAGAACAAGCGCAUCGUAAAAAAGUUCUCCGUGAACUUAAUUCCUUAAUUUCUGGCUCUUCUGGGUCACCUGAUGAUGCUGUUGAGGAAGAUGUGACUGACACUGAGUGGUUCUUUCUCACGUCGAUGACUCAAUCUUUCGUCAACAGCAGCGGCUCUUUAAGCCAAGCUUACUUUAAUUCCACCCCUGUUUGGAUCUCAGGGCCUGACAGGCUUUCCAUUUCUGCCUGUGAGCGGGCCCGUCAGGCCCAAUUCCUUGGGCUUCAGACUUUGGUAUGUAUCCCAACACCGUCUUCAAACGGCGUCGUGGAGCUUGCAUCUACGGAAAUAAUUCCGUACAGCUCCGAUCUGAUGGAAAAAGUCCGUGCUUUGUUUAAUUUCAACAAUCCCGAGGCAGGAUCUUGGCCAUUGAAUUCCGUUACAACUGAUCAAAGCGAGAAUGAUCCUUCCUCUCUUUGGCUCAACGAUCCUUCUGGCUCUGCUGGUAUUGAAAUUAAAGAUUCCGUCAACGCCGUUAAUACAACCGUUUCUGCAAAUGCAGCAAUUGGUAAAAGUUUGCAGUUUGAAACCCAAACACAUGGUUCUUCAAGCACUCUGACGGAAACACCAAACGUUAUUCACGUUCACAACGCUCAGCGUAACCAGAAUCAGAACCAAAGCUUCUUCCCUAAAGAAUUGAAUUUUUCUAGUUCAAUGAAACCAGAAUCCGGCGAGAUUCUGAACUUCGGUGAGAGUAAAAAGAGCUCUUACAGCGCCGUUAAUGGAAACGGAAAUGGAAAUUUCUUUUCUGGUCAGUCACCGUUUGCUGCCGGUGAAGAAAACAGAAAGAGAAGGUCUCCUGUUUCCAGAAGCAGCGUUGACGAUGGAAUACUUUCCUUCACUUCCGGCGUACUUUUACCGGCGUCAAAUAUGAAAUCCAGCGGCGGAAUUGGUACCGGCGGAGAUUCCGAUCAAUCAGAUCUGGAAGUUUCCGUCGUGAAGGAAGCCGACAGCAGCAGAGUAAUCGAACCAGAGAAGCGGCCACGGAAACGAGGACGAAAACCGGCGAACGGAAGAGAAGAGCCGUUGAAUCACGUUGAAGCGGAGAGACAAAGAAGAGAAAAGCUGAAUCAAAGAUUCUACUCUCUUCGCGCUGUAGUUCCCAACGUUUCUAAAAUGGACAAAGCAUCACUUCUCGGCGACGCGAUUUCUUACAUAAACGAAUUAAAAGAAAAGCUUCAAGGGCUUGAAUCAUCGAAAGGCGAAUUGGAAAAACAAUUAGAUACAACAAAAAAGGAACUCGAACUUGCAAGUAAUAAAAAUCCACUACUUCCACUGGACAAAGAAAAAUUGAAAACAAAUUGUAAGUUGAUUGAUUUGGAUAUAGAAGUCAAGGUCAUAGGAUGGGAUGCAAUGAUUAGGGUUCAAUGUAGUAAGAAGAAUCACCCUGCAGCGAAAUUGAUGGUGGCGUUGAAAGAAUUGGAUGUUGAAGUGAAUCAUGCAAGCGUGUCUGUAGUGAAUGAUUUGAUGAUUCAACAAGCUACAGUCAACAUGGGAAAUCAAUUUUACACCAAGGAACAGCUUUUGUCAGUUCUAUCUUCCAAAAUUGGCGAUGCACGAUGAUAAAUUCGAUUCUGGAAUUUUUUUUUUUUGGUUUCGAUGUAGCUGUGUCUGUAAAACAACUAUGUUAUUUUUCUUACUUUAGCUAGUACUAGUACUUUUUGUUAACUUAGUUUAGAUUUUUGAGGUUAUUUUUAUUGGAUAUUAUGUAAUGUUGGAUGGAGUAGAUUUAGGGGACAGCUUUUCUUCAAGUUUAUGGAGGGAAAGUAAGUUAGGGGGUUAAAGUGGAGUAUUUUUAUGUCAAUAUUAUUACCUGUUUGUAUACAUGUCUCUUAAUUAUCAUAAAUGUGAAUGAAUUCCACUUCAUCCAUAUUCUGGGGUGUUAUUAUUUA